AUGCAGACAACUUUUGCCAGAUGUUGCCAACAAUGCUUUCCUUCUUUCAGAUGGUUUGGGAAUGAGUUCACCCAUGCUCACCCGCAUCCAAGGAGACCGGGUGUUGGCGCAGGCUCUUUGGCCAUCACCCUGGCCUGGACAGAUCCUCCCUCCGAUGACGGUCGUUUGGUUCACGACUUGGAUCUGAAGGUCACCUGCGAUGUGUCGAGCUGGGCGGACAGAUGGGGCAACGGUGCAGCUAGCCCUGACACAACCAACAACAUAGAGAAGGUCUCAUUGGUGGGCUACGACAGCUUUACUUCUGGGCUUUGCAUGGCCACAGUCCUUGCGAAUUCAGUGCCCGCGCGGACGCCCCAGCCAUUUUCACUAGUUGCUUCCGGACCGUUUGCUUUGUCCGAGUGCGCAGCAGUGGUGCGCGCACCCAGCUGUGUGCAUGGAACGGCUGAAAAACAGUCGUCAAAAUGGACUUGCCGCUGCUUUCCGCCGUAUCUUGGACCUUUCUGUGACCAGGAGGCCACGGCACUCUCUGGAGACGGUGUGAGUGCAGAACUGCGAGCACGACAAUGGUCCUUCUUCACGAGUUCGGUGAGCUGCCCCGGGAGCUACGAGUUAGUCAUUCAGCAAUCAGGGAGCUCGUUCCUCACCUUAAAGAGUGCCUUGUCAUGGGGUCACCUCCACAGCGUCCUGGAAAAGGAGCCUCUUUCUACACCCGGCGGCGCGAGCGGUGUGUCCUUCAGCACGGUGGAGAAUCAGGCCUCAGGGCUUAUGACUGUCCUGGUUCAAGUGGAGGAAAGUGCGCUGAGCAGUGCACGGUCGGUGUUCCUGGGCCUUGCGCCUGAAGAUCGAAGUGGGAGGAGCAGUGCUUUAAUACGCUGGUUGCCAGCACAGGGGACGACGUGCGGCGAUAGCACGCCUGGCAUUGAGGGAGCAGAUUCUGGGCAGAUUGUGCUCAUAAUUUGCAUGGUAGUCUUGCUAGUGGCUGGUGUGAUUGCAGCCGCGGUAAUGAUUAAAUUCUAUUGUGGCAGUUCGAAGGUCUGGCCACAGGACACUGGAGAUGUGGAGAAAGCAGAAGACCACCACAUCUCCACACAACAGUGGCAGCUCCAGUCCUAA
Messenger RNA from Durusdinium trenchii, 1113 nucleotides. Lineage: Eukaryota; Dinophyceae; Suessiales; Symbiodiniaceae. The record is from the annotation of a GenBank genome assembly.